Messenger RNA from Colletotrichum graminicola M1.001, 405 nucleotides. RefSeq lists its product as uncharacterized. Lineage: Eukaryota; Fungi; Ascomycota; Sordariomycetes; Glomerellales; Glomerellaceae. Gene Ontology annotation, cellular component: mitochondrial intermembrane space; respiratory chain complex IV; mitochondrion. The transcript is spliced from 2 exons. The record is from RefSeq and is a predicted model, not a curated record. Bases 1 to 405 code for a protein of 134 amino acids. Gene Ontology annotation, biological process: mitochondrial respiratory chain complex IV assembly.
AUGGGCCUCUUCUCCUCCUUCCAGUCCGAAGAGACCCGCCGCGCCGAGGAGGUCCGCACCGGCGCCCGCGCCCCGGACCGCAGCGAGCGCCGCAAGUGCUGGGACGCCCGCGACGCCUACUUUGGCUGCCUCGACCGCAACACCAUUGUCGAUGCCGUCAAGGACGACUCCAAGGCCCGCAAGGCCUGUCCCGCCGAGAACGCCGUCUUCGAACGCGACUGCGCCGCCGCCUGGGUCAAGUACUUCAAGCAGUGGCGCGUCGCCGACAUCCAGAAGAAGCAGCGCAUAGCCCAGCUCGAGGCCGAGAACGCCAUCAAGAUGGACGUCACCACCACCUUUGCCGACCAGACCCCCGCCACGAGCAAGGGCGACCUGCAGGACAUGCUUGCCUCGAGGAGGAAGUAA